AUGGUGCUGAGCGAACUCAAGGUGCUCUGCGGCUGCGGCGCGUGCGCGCGCGUGGCGUCUGACGAGGACCGCACCUUCAGCAUGACGCAGUGGGAGAUCCACUGCGGGCUGCCGAGCGCGAAGAAGUGGAAGGCGAGCGUGCGCGUGCAGGCGGGCGGCCCUGGUGGCGGGCUUGCCGUGGGGCGGUGGCUGGAGGAGAGGGGGAUCGAGACCAAGUUUGGACGGGCGCCCGCAGGCGGGGCGGCGCGCGUGAAGAGCGAGCAGGACCCAUCGUACGAUCCCGGCCAGCAGCAACAGCAGCACCAGCUCCACGGUGCCGCGCCCUGGGUCAAACACGAGGCGGACCUGGAAGCCGACCUGAAGCUGCAGCUGCAGCUGCUCAUGCAGCCGGCGCUCUGGGCGUCCGACGGCGGCGAAGAUUUCGAGCUCAAGCUCGCGGCGGCCGCCGCGGCGGUCGCGGCCGCGAACGCUGCCGCUGCAGCGGCUGCUGCUGUUGCGCAGGCCUCGGGGCUGCCCGUGGCUGGCGCAGUGGGCCCGCCGUUUGACCCGUGGUAUGACGUGGCAAAGGGGCGGUACAAGCCCAUCAAGGUGCGGUGGGCGGGGGACCGGUGCGCCGUGUGCGACAGCGACGUUGACUACGACUGCGACAGGCUCGUGUCAUGCGACGGCUGCGGCAUCAGCGCGCACCAGUCGUGCUAUGGCGUCCACGACCUGCCGGGGCCGGACGACAUGUGGCUGUGCAGGGCCUGCGAGCUCAAGGAGCCGACCGCCCCGGAGCCCCAGUGCUGCCUGUGCCCCGUCGCCGGCGGCGCGCUCAAGCCCACCACCAUACCUGGGGCCUGGUGCCACGCGGCCUGCAUGCAGUGGAUCCCAGAGGUCACAGUCGUGGACCCCGCGCGGUGA
Molecule: messenger RNA, 903 nt
Organism: Monoraphidium neglectum
Lineage: Eukaryota; Viridiplantae; Chlorophyta; Chlorophyceae; Sphaeropleales; Selenastraceae
Product: Histone-lysine N-methyltransferase ATX1
Exons: 4
Coding region: 1-903 (300 amino acids)
Biological process (GO): regulation of transcription by RNA polymerase II
Source: RefSeq, a predicted model, not a curated record